UCGACCUAUUUUUAAGAAGGUUUCUAUAUUUUUUGAACUUGAGUAUUGGAAGUUUCUGCCGGUUAGACACGUUCUCGAUGUGAUGCACAUCGAGAAAAACAUUUGCGAAGCUUUACUUGGUACUAUGCUUAAUAUACCCAAGAAGACAAAAGAUAAGGAAUCUGUCCGGCUAGACAUGGCUGAAAUGGGAAUAAGAACGGAGCUAAGGCCAAAAAAUCCCGGGAGAAAGGAGAAGUUACCAUUGGCAUCUUGGAAUUUAACUCAUUCGGAAAAAAAAGUAGUUUGCUCAUCAUUUCUUGGCAUGAAGUUGCCUGAUGGCUUUUGUUCAAAUAUUAGAAGUUUAGUUUCAAUGGAAACUCUUCGACUUACUGGAAUGAAAUCUCACGACUGCCAUAUGAUCUUGCAUCACUUGCUCCCAAUUGCGAUACGAUCGUCACUGCAAAAACAGGUCAGAAACACUGUCAUCAGGUUUUGUCUCUUUUUUAAGGCAAUUUGCAGUAAAGUUAUUGAGGUUGAUAAGUUGGAGAAAAUGCAAUCCCAGCUGGUGGAAACUUUGUGCCACCUUGAAAAGUACUUCCCCCCUUCCUUGUUUGAUGUGAUGUUUCAUCUCUCGGUCCAUCUUGUACGAGAAGUAGAGCUUUGUGGACCAAUUUUUUUGAGGUGGAUGUAUCCAUUUGAGAGAUAUAUGAAGACAUUUAAAGGGUAUAUAAGAAAUCGGGCUCGCGCAGAAGGUUGCAUAGCUGAGGCCUAUAUUGCAGAAGAAGCUGUUGAGUGUUUGGUGAACCAUGAGGAGGCUACUGUUGGGAUACCAAAAAAUGGCAGGCAUAGGAAUGAUGCUGUUUGUAGGCCAUUAUCUGGUGCAUCAGUUAUAACUCCGAGCGACAAUGAUUUGCAUUUAGCCCAUUUAUGUGUUUUACAAAAUACGGCUUCGGUUAGGCCAUAUUUUAAUGAACACAUGUGUUUUUUGAUGACCAAAUAUCCGGAAAAUGAAAAUAAUGAAAUGUGGCUAAAGAAUAAGCAAAAUGAGACAUUCCCAGAAUGGUUCAAAGAAAAGAUUGCUUCAAAUUUUCUCGACGAAAUGGAGAUAUCACAAGAAAUCAGAUGGAUCGCAGAUGGGCCCAAUAAGGAUGUCCCUACAUUCAAUGGUUACAAAAUGGAUGGGAUUACCUUUAGCACCAAAGAUCGUGAUGAUACACGUAAUGUUCAGUGCAGUGGCGUGUGUGUUCAAGCCGAUACCAUGGUUGUGCAGGGGAAGGAUCAAAUUGUUGAGCAUGCCUCGCCUACAUUUUAUGGAGUGAUAAUAGGUAUAUGGGAGUUAGACUAUAACAACUUUAGGAUCCCUAUUUUUCGUUGUAAUUGGAUUGAUAUGAAUAGAGGGACUAAGGUAGAUGACUUGGGUUAUACUUUGGUUAAUUUGAAUAGGUUGGGGUUUUUUAAUGAUCCAUUUGUGUUAGCAAAACACGUUAAACAAGUAUGUUACAUAGAUGAUCCUCUUGAUAAAUUAUGGUCCGUGGUGUUGAAAUUACCCGAGAAAAACUAUCAUGAGGACAAUGAUGAAGAAAAUGAGGGAUCCGUGGAAGUAGAACUUGAGAAUGAGUUCUUUAUACCAAAUUUGCCGGAUGUUGAUUUAGACGAGGCAACAACUAGUUAUAUGCGAGACGUAGAUGAACUAAUUCAACUUUUAUGAUGUAAUUUUAUUUGAUUCUUAGUUUGGUGAUGAACUAAACUAA
This is a messenger RNA of Daucus carota subsp. sativus, 1730 nucleotides long. RefSeq lists its product as uncharacterized. The transcript is spliced from 3 exons. The record is from RefSeq and is a predicted model, not a curated record. The coding region runs from base 83 to 1687 and encodes 534 amino acids. NCBI's taxonomy places the organism in Eukaryota, Viridiplantae, Streptophyta, Magnoliopsida, Apiales, Apiaceae.